AUGAGAAGGAAGUAUCAAGUCUCAACGAGAGUAAAGCGUGCUCAACUUCAGGCGGUUAGAAGAGACUUUGAAAUUCUCCAAAUGCAAAAGGGAGAAACGGUGAAUCAUUAUAUUGGCAAGGAUACGAGUCUUGCAAGUAAAAUGAGGAUGCAUGGUGAUUCAAUCACAGAUGUUGCGGUUAUAGAAAAGAUUUUGCGAUCUCUAACUCCAAAGUUCGAUUACAUUGUAUGUUCUAUUGAAGAAGCAAACAAUGUCCAAGAGACGCAAAUAGAUGAACUCCAAAGCUCCCUGCUAGUACAUGAACAGAAGCUCAAUCGUACAAGUGCAAUAGAGGAGAUGACAACCUUAAAGAUAUCCACACCAAGUGAAACUUCAAGCUCCAGAGGUAGAGGGCAAAGAAGAGGCAGAGGUCAUGGAAGAGGCGGUCGAGAAAGAAGUGGAGAUGUUGGCAGGUCAGCAGAUCUAGUCAGAGACGAUUAUGACAAUAAAGGCAAGAGACAUUUUGACAAGUCUAAGGUGGAAUGCUACAAAUGUUGA
Molecule: messenger RNA, 537 nt
Organism: Cucurbita moschata (crookneck pumpkin)
Lineage: Eukaryota; Viridiplantae; Streptophyta; Magnoliopsida; Cucurbitales; Cucurbitaceae
Exons: 1
Coding region: 1-537 (178 amino acids)
Source: RefSeq, a predicted model, not a curated record